Molecule: messenger RNA, 1012 nt
Organism: Magallana angulata
Lineage: Eukaryota; Metazoa; Mollusca; Bivalvia; Ostreida; Ostreidae
Exons: 3
Coding region: 167-748 (193 amino acids)
Source: RefSeq, a predicted model, not a curated record
GGAGGGCUUGAAUUAGAACGCCAUAUUUUUGUCCUAUAUCAGUUGCUACACGGGGUAAUCUGAAUCAUUCUGGAGUUCGUUAUAGCACCUUGCAGAGCGUCCGAUUCCUCCAAAUUUCUUUCAUAGAGUAUACCCCACUUCGGAACGCGAUACUCCAGUACAAAGAAUGGCAUGGGUAACAUUCAAAAGUCCUCUCUGGAGAAAGGAAAUCGUGCAAGACAAAGUCAAACCGCUCCCAUCCCUGAAAGUGAAACGGAAGAUGGAACAGGAAUUCGUAAAUGAUGGCGUACGAACGACAAACGGAACCAACCGCAGAAAACCAAUAAUACCACCAUAUAAUGCAUUGCGCGACCGCUAUGCGCAGGCGUACUUCCAGUCUCCGCUGGUGAAAGCCAUGAAGGAAAGGAAUUUUCAUCUUAAGGGAUUACAAGAAAGUCAAGCUAACAUCAGAAACCUGAAUAAACUAAGCCACAGGCAUCGAUGCAUAGCUACCCCGUCAAUCGAAGAAAUUCGGGUCAGGGAGCAGACGUUCGUCAAUGACGCAAUAAUCACGGAAAGGAAACGCACCAAAUACAAGGACAUCAUUCCGGUCUACGACGCAUCACGUGACAACCAUUGCCUUGGCUACUUCAAGAGACCGGAUGUUAAACAUUUGGUCAGCAUUACCUGCACCCCGACCGGCUCCUUCAGCUAUGACAGCAAAAUUAAAAGUCCAAGACGACAAAAAUUACGGGCGUCCGCUCCUUGAUUGCAAGUCGCCAAACCUAAACUAAAGAUUUAUUUAUUUUUAUAUUUUAUCUCAUUAACUACCGAAUGCACAUUCUGCUGUUCAAUUUGUACUUUUAAGUUACAUGUACCAAUGUAUAUAUACCGUAGAUUUUUGUAUUGAACAUUUAUAUAUGCAAACAGUAUUUUUGGAAACGUGUACAUCCAUUAUCUUUACGUGAUGAAAUAGAGAGAAUUAUUCUCGCCAGUGCUGUGAUAUCAGUGUAAUAAAUGUAUCCGAAAUCAC